Exserohilum turcica Et28A is the source of this 2483-nucleotide messenger RNA. RefSeq lists its product as uncharacterized. The transcript has 2 exons. Bases 134 to 2386 code for a protein of 750 amino acids. Gene Ontology annotation, molecular function: N-acylsphingosine amidohydrolase activity. Gene Ontology annotation, biological process: long-chain fatty acid biosynthetic process; ceramide catabolic process; sphingosine biosynthetic process. Gene Ontology annotation, cellular component: extracellular region. Lineage: Eukaryota; Fungi; Ascomycota; Dothideomycetes; Pleosporales; Pleosporaceae. The record is from RefSeq and is a predicted model, not a curated record.
CCCUGCCUCGACAUGCUCACGCCCACACACAUGUGCCACCCGUAGCCUACAAGUACCGCGCAUCUCCCUGUGAGCGCGUCGCUCCUCUCCUCUUCACUCCCACACCCAUCCCCGCCUGGUAUCGAGCGCGACAAUGGCCCGCUCGCACAUUGCCGUUGCUUUGGGCGCCGCCCUCGUGGCGUCUCUGAUCAUUGGCCAACUCGUCAUCAACCUGGGAUUCCCCUCGGUCGACUUCUGGCAUGCGCGCCUCGACCGCCCCUACACGGGCGCCCAGCAGGAUUCCUUCUUCAGCGAGAAGCAGGAUGGCGGCGCUGCGAACGACGCCUCUUCGUACCUCAUUGGCGUCGGCAAGGCGGAUAUCACCGGUCCGGUUGUCGAGCUCAACCUGAUGGGCUAUGCCAACUCGUCGCAGAAAGGAACGGGGCUGCGCCAGCGCAUCUACUCGCGCGCCUUCAUCAUCGGCAACCCCAGCCAGCCCAGUGAGCGUAUCGUCUAUCUCGUGCUCGACACUCAGUCUGGAGACCUUGCCGUCCGGAAUGGCAUCCUCGAAGGACUCCAGGCAAUGGGCCCCGAGUACUCUGUCUAUGGAAAGAACAACGUAGCCGUGACGGGCACGCACAGCCAUUCCGGCCCGGGCGCCUGGCUCAACUAUCUCCUCCCACAAAUUACCAGUCUCGGUUUCGACAAGCAGAGCUACCAAGCCAUUGUCGACGGAACGCUGCUGUCUAUCAAGAGGGCGCACGAAGGCUUGACCUUGGGAACUGUCAGUGCUGGUAGCGCCAAAAUCGCCGAUGCGAACAUCAACCGCAGUCUGUUUGCGUACCUGGCAAACCCCCAGUCCGAGCGCGACCGCUACACGGACAAUGUAGACAAGACCAUGACGCUGCUCAAGUUCACGAGAGCUAGCGACGGAAAGAACAUUGGCGUCUUGAACUGGUUUGCGGUUCACGGCACCAGCUUGCUCGGCAACCAGACGCUCAUUGCUGGAGACAACAAGGGUGUCGCCGCAUAUCUGUUCGAGCAGGACAUUGAAGGAAGUGCCAACGCUGCUGAAGGCUUUGUCGCAGGCUUCUCACAAGCCAACGUCGGCGACACGACACCCAACGUGCUCGGUGCCUACUGCGAAGAUGGGUCGGGCCAGCAGUGCAGACUCAACGACAGCACAUGUGGAGGUAGGAGUCAGGACUGCCACGGCCGUGGUCCAUACUUUGGCCUCAACGACGGUGGCGAGAAGUCGUGCUACGAGAUUGGCAAACGUCAGUUUCAGGGUGCCAAGGGUAUCUACCAAUCAUCCGACUUUACGUCCAUCUCUGGCAAAGUUCGCUCAUUCCACACUUAUGUCGACUUCUCCAACUACACCUUUACGCUAAGCAAUGGAUCCGUCGUCCGCACAUGCCCUGCUGCAAUGGGCAACUCGUUUGCUGCCGGUACUAGCGACGGACCUGGUGCGUUUGAUUUUGUUCAAAAUGAUCCCGGUGCGCCUUCCAACCCGUUCUGGAACGUUGUCGGCAGCGCCAUUUCUCCACCAGGCAAGGCGCAAAAAGAGUGCCAGUAUUCCAAGCCUAUAUUGCUCAAUGUUGGUCAGGCCACUGUGCCCUACCUGUGGUCUCCCAACAUUGUCGACAUUCAGGUACUUCGCGUUGGCCAGUUUGUCAUGAUCAUCUCACCUGGUGAAGCCACGACCAUGUCUGGGCGCCGUUGGCGCGAGGCAGUACACAACGCUGUCGUCUCAUCCAGGAUUGCCUCGUCGCCAAUUGUCGUGCUCGGUGGACCUGCAAACACAUACACACACUACAUUGCCACAGAGGAGGAGUACAGUGUCCAGCGCUACGAGGGUGCGUCGACUCUUUACGGCCCACACACGCUCAACGCCUACAUCAACUCCACAUUGACAUAUCUGCCCUACAUUGCCGAUGACGCCACGGGCUCUGUCCCAGCCGGCCCCACUCCCCCCGACUUCCGCGAAAAGAGCAUCUCGCUAAUCACGGGCGUGGUAUACGACGGCGCAGGCAUCGGCCGCUCCUUUGGCCAAGUCACCAAAGACGUGUCGGCAAGCUACCCGCGCGGCGCCACGGUAAGCGCCACGUUUGUCGGCGCAAACCCCCGCAACAACCUCCGUCUCGAAGGCACCUUUGCAGCCAUCGAGAAACAGUCAUCCGACGGAAAAUGGACCCAAGUCCGCAACGACGACGACUGGGAUCUCGUCUACCAGUGGAAACGCGUCAAUGGCCUCACUGGCACCAGCGACGUGACCAUUACCUGGGACACGGCCUUGACGGGCCCCGAGGCGGGCACGUAUCGCAUCAAGUACAAUGGCGAUGCAAAGAAGGUUGGCGGUAGUAUCGAGGCGUUUGAGGGCGCGAGUGCUGCGUUCAAAUUGACCUAGUAGCGUCAUGCUGGUUUGGGUUUGGUUUGGUUUUGUAGUAAUGGUAAGGGGGCGUUUGUGCGACAUGAUUAUUAUGUACGAAAAGAAUGCAAUCAGC